Molecule: messenger RNA, 3117 nt
Organism: Dreissena polymorpha
Lineage: Eukaryota; Metazoa; Mollusca; Bivalvia; Myida; Dreissenidae
Product: ubinuclein-2-like
Exons: 14
Cellular component (GO): nucleus
Source: RefSeq, a predicted model, not a curated record
UCGAGACAUGUGAAAAACAGUUAGGUCUGUUGUAUCUGAAAACUAAAUGGACCUAGCUACUCAAGAAACAUGGAAGGACCUAAACGACUUACUUUUACAACGGUGGGGCCCCCGGUACCCGAACCCAAAAAGGUCACGGUCCCGAAGACAUUUCGGUUUGACUUGGACUUAAGUGAAACCACGGACACGACCUGUCCGGAGUAUUUCUACACGGAAUUAGUGAAAACGAUCUUGGUUGGCAACAGUGAAAACAAUAAUACAUCAGUAAAUCCAGAAGAUCCAUUUGGAGAUGGCAAUGACCUCGACAAUCUGGCUGCUAUUGCAAAACGUUUUGAAGAUAAAUAUAAUAAACCAGAUGGAAAGAAGAAGAAAAAGAAGAAAUGGCAGGAUAACUAUUACCUGACCAGCCUUGGGGAGGGCUAUGAUGAGUCGGACACAUUCAUUGACAACUCUGAGGCGUAUGAUGAGGUUUUACCAGAAACCAUGACAACUAAGCUCGGUGGCUUUUAUAUCAACUCAGGUCGUCUUGACCUCAAGGAAUUCUCAGAUGACUCAGCUGACGACUUUGUUACACCAAAAUCUGUAAAGAAAAACAAAAAGAGGAGAAUCUCUUCCGACGAAGGCUCGGGUGAUGACCAACAAACAGCAAAGAAGAAGAAGAUAAAGGACACAUUGACAGUGGACGGGGAGGUGAAAAAGAAAAAGAAGAAGUUGAUAGUGCCUCCGGGGGAGAAGGGCUUCAAGAAACCCAAGAUCAUCAAGGACAAAACUAAGAAUGGUAAACAAACCGUUAUAAGUUCUCUAAUAAAAUCGACCUCUCCAACAACAAAUGGCGAAAGACUUGUCGAAAAUGGGGUUCACAAUGAGGAGGGCGAAAUGACGGAAGAGAUGAAAUCCAACGUUUCCAUGGCAAUUGAGUCGGUCAUUGCAAUGGCGGGCAGAGACGACUCCAACAGUCGAGACGCUGAGGAGCCUAAGAAGGAAAUAGACCCUGAAAGUGUGCCCAAAUUGCCACCUAACUUGCCAGAAGGAAUGGAUACUAAGAUAGAGGAGCUAAAGGAGCUGGCAACAAAGUCAAGAGAUGGGAAGUGCAAGUUCUUCACAGGAGAUGUGAACAAACUGUUAUUAGAAGUGGAGUUACUCUCGAAGCAGAUAUCAGUUGGAAGUCGUUCCACUAUAUUUGCUCAUCUGGCUGCACAUCUGCCCUGUAGCAAGGAUACUCUUCUGAAGAGGGCCAAAAUGUUGCGUGCUAAGGAGCUAGAAGAUAAAAUAAAAGAACCACUUGAAAAAUUGAAGCAAGCUGUAACCAGAGUUAUGCCAGCCAUCAAAGAUAAAUAUGAAGAGGAGUGCAAAAGGGCUGCUCUUGAAAAGCAAGAGGAAGGGCCCAAGGAGGGGGAGUCUAAAAAGGAUGAGGUAGGGGAGGAGGAGGGGUCAGAGGAGGAUGAUGAGAAGACCGGCCAAUCAGACGUGGCCAAGAAGAGGCAGACGGGACCACGCAAGAAAUUCCCAUGGGACAAUGAUACAAGGAACGCGCUGUGUGAUGUUGUUCGCGUGAAAAUGCACACAUAUCUGAUGGCGCGUACAAAGGCCCAGUCGGCUGAGGAGUUUUGUAAGGGGUUCCUCGAGCAGGAAGUGCGGCCCUUAUGGCCAAAGGGCUGGAUGCAGACUCGUGUCUUGUACCGUGAGAGCAAGACUGCACACCAUACAUACACAAAUCCUCAAAAGCCAAAGAAGACACUUGUGCUGAACAAGGUUGGAACAAGUUCGCCACUGAACACAUCUGGUGCAAGUACUCCGGGUGCAAAUACUUCCAUGACUGAAAAGAGCGGGUCAGCAAAAACUGGUGGUGUUGUCAUGUCAAAGGUCAACCCCUCUCCCGGGAACGUGAUUAAGGUUUCAAACAUACCGACUAAUGGCAAACCUGUAAUGACCAGUGCUAAGUCUGCUGGGAUAGCGACCGUCAGUCGGCCUACCAUGCCAUCGCCAAACACCCCUGCUCUUCCUGCUAAGAAAGCAGUACCAACACUGUUGGACUAUGUGCAGAGCAAUCCUUCCCCUAAUUUGUCAUUUAUGUCGUCUGCUUUAAGCAAUAAUAAGGGAAAUCUACUAGCCAGUUCUAUGGAUAUUUUAAGUUACGCGACCUCGAAACCCUCAACAGUGAGUGCUGACCUGCAAUCAGGUUCGCAUAAAACGUGGGACCACAAGGCCUCGGAUAUUCUUAGGUCUUCCAUGGUGAGUGAACAGGCUAGCAAGAUCUCCCCUCCUUCUGUUAAAAGGCAGAACUCAACCCCGAUCUCAUCCGCUCAAAGUAUGAACACUUUUCUUGCUCAGUAUGCAAACUUUGCUACUUCGCCUAUAGCAUUAAUGCAGUCAGGGAAUUACAGUGCUGAAAGUGCUAUGAACUUGUCCACAAAGGCUGAUCAGCAGUUGAUGCAGAAACAUUUGGAAAGUGAGCGACAAAAACAGAAACUUGUUGAACAACAGAAAAUAGCCGAGAAACAAAGGCAGUUAGAGCAGCAAAAGAUACAACAACAAAAUCAGCAUCUGCAGCAGCAGCAGCAACAACAGGCAGCAAAACAUAUCAUAACCAUUUCAAGGGCAUCAUUAGAUCAGACGUCACAACCGAAACCUCCGAGUCAGAGUCCAAUGAGUCUGGCAAUGUCCAAGUCCAUAUCGUCCAAUCAGAAUCAGGUGACGGGUAAAAUGACACCGAAACAGCUCGCCAGUCAGUUUGCCGGUCAGUCGUUAUCAAAGUACUCGGAAGCAUUCAUUCGGCAAGAGUUAAGUGAUGGGAGUUAUGUAAGAGCCAUACCCAAGAAAGCUGGCACCUCGCCAGGUAAUGGCCAGGGGAAUAUUCAGUCGACCAGCGACAGUCUCAGGAAAAUAUCGCCCCAGGCGGUGGCUUCUCAGGAAGUGCAUGCAGGGAAUAUUAAAAGUCAGGGUUUACAUUUACAAAAUCAGGAUCACAGUUUGCCUGCCUCAAAAGCAACCAAUGGGGCAACAGCCACCAGUCUGUUGCAAAGUUUGUUUGGGCACAGUCAAGGACAGGCAUUUCCGACCACGCAGUCACAACGGUCCCCCUCUCGGCCAAGUUUGAGCCCCCAGGGUCCAACUGUG